CUAUAUUACCUCUAAAUAACUAUAUUACUCCUUGAUUAUUCCCUUUAUUCUCUCACAGGAUUUAAACAGACAUCAUCGGAUUAACAACUGGGCUGUUUCUAGCUUGAACUUUGGCAUUUUCUUCAAAUAAAAACUUCCUUUCUUUAUACCAUAUAAUUAAAAUAAUAUCGCAAGGAAAAGUGAAAAAUACUAGAAGCUAUAAGAAAAUAGUGAAGACAUAAAGGAAGCCUGCAAAUGUCAAGAGAAAGUCUAGGGUUAACUUACCUGCCACUUAAUAUAUUCACAUAAUUGUAGAUUAGCCAGUAGCAGGCACUAUGUAAAUGUGCACUGGAACUGGAGAAGAUCCAAAGGCGGGCAAGAACCUGAAGGAAGGAAGAAGCCGGAAGAGAAGUUUCAUGUAAAAUAAAGGAAUUGAAUUGAACAAUACAUGAUUAGAUAUUUUACUACAAUCUGUAAGAAAUAUCAUUAAUAAUAAAGGUAAAGCCUUAGUCUGAAGACUGAAUAUUUAAAUUCUUCCAUCCACACCAUGGAAAACAGCAUUAAUGAGUUAACAGAUGGACAGCUGCAGUCAUUUUUCUGCAUGAAGAAGACCGAGAUCUCGCUGAUAGACGAACCUCUUAUACUGCUAAACCAGUUAAGAGAUAAUUACAUCCUUCCAGAAGACAAGUAUCAGGGCAUACUUAAUACCUCAGAGAAAAAGGAGAAAAUCAUCUCUAUUUAUACAUUUUUGUGUCGGUUAGACAAAAAACCAAAGAAAAUUCGUCGCUUCUGGGAAUUAGUAUUUGAGGAUGACAUUAUGAAGUUUUAUCCAGAACUUGGAAAACUUAAAGACACAAUUUUCGAAGCUUUUAAAAAUGAUUGCAGUCAGAACACACAUGCAGGAAAUGAAGAAACGGAGAUGAUCUCAGGCAUUAAUGGUAUACCUAAUGAUCAGCUGCUGGUCUUUUUCCACAAGAAGAAAUCUGCUAUCUCACUGAUAGAUGAACCUCACAUACUGCUAAACCAGUUAAGAGACCAUUCUUUUAUUUCAGAAGACAUAUAUCAGGAUAUAAUUGAUACCACGAAUAAAAAGAAGAGAGUUUUGGCCAUUUAUAAGUUUUUAGAUGGGCUGGAAAGAACAGAACCAAAGAAGAUCCGUCAUUUCUGGGAAGCACUAUUUGAGGAUGCUGUUGUGCGAUAUUACCCAAAACUCCAAAACCUUAAGGACGAGCUUUUGCAAGGUAAUUGCACUCAAAGCCCACAUAUGCAAAUUGUAGAAAUACAGAUAACAGAUGUGAGGCACAUUGACAACAAUGAGGAAUUGACCAACAGUGACCGUUCUCUUGCCUCCAGUCCAGCUUUAAUAAUCCCCUCGUUAACAGACAGUGACGAAGAAGCAAGCAACAGUAGCCAUUUCAAUCCACAUUCUCAAGAACCAAGAGCUUCACGGGAACACUCUGACUCAGAGACUCCUAACAUUAGCAGGCAAUCGGCAGGAUCUUCAGCAGUGAAAAACAUCAGCCAUAAACGCUCAUUUUUUGACGAUGAAGAAGCAAGCAAUGGAUUCCAUUCCUGCUCCAGGGAUCAAGAAAUUUCACCUGUACUGCAACAGUCUGACUCAGAAACUCCUAAUGUUGGUAGGCAAUCACUACGAUCUACUGUGGCAAAAAGAAUCAAACUUAAAUAUUCAGCAGAAACUGAGAGUGAUGACGAAGUAAGCAAUGCUGAUAGUGAUGACGAAGCAAGCAACAGUGGUGAUGACCUUAAGAAGAAACCUAAACGUUAUGGUCGGGUGUUUGACUCGGACUCUGAAUCUGACACUCCUGCCAUUGGCAAACACUCACUACGAUCUUCUGCGGUGAAACGUUCCACCUCCAAACGUUCAGGUAGAAACCUAUACCCAAAGUGA
Polypterus senegalus (gray bichir) is the source of this 1888-nucleotide messenger RNA. RefSeq lists its product as uncharacterized. NCBI's taxonomy places the organism in Eukaryota, Metazoa, Chordata, Cladistia, Polypteriformes, Polypteridae. Gene Ontology annotation, biological process: regulation of transcription by RNA polymerase II. The transcript is spliced from 12 exons. The coding region runs from base 527 to 1888 and encodes 453 amino acids. Gene Ontology annotation, cellular component: nucleus. Gene Ontology annotation, molecular function: DNA-binding transcription factor activity, RNA polymerase II-specific. The record is from RefSeq and is a predicted model, not a curated record.